Messenger RNA from Ogataea polymorpha, 1914 nucleotides. RefSeq lists its product as uncharacterized. Gene Ontology annotation, biological process: regulation of DNA-templated transcription. The transcript has a single exon. NCBI's taxonomy places the organism in Eukaryota, Fungi, Ascomycota, Pichiomycetes, Pichiales, Pichiaceae. Gene Ontology annotation, molecular function: DNA-binding transcription factor activity, RNA polymerase II-specific; zinc ion binding. The coding region runs from base 1 to 1914 and encodes 637 amino acids. The record is from RefSeq and is a predicted model, not a curated record.
AUGAAAAAUAUCAGAAUCAGCGAGCGUGCUCCGAAAACCUGUUUGCAGUGUUCUCGGCGGCAUGUAAAAUGCGACAAGCAGGUUCCGUGUUCUGAAUGUGUGCGCCGUGGAAUUAGCGAUGCAUGCAUCCGCGAGCCAGUGGUUGUUCGCGGGAGACUGCUAAACGAGCCAACUAUGCAACAACUGGCUUCGGCCAACGACGAGCUCACGAGAAAGCUGGAUGAGGCAGCGAAGGAGAUUCUGCACUUGAGAAAGAGGAUCCGAAGGUCGCAAAUCCCGCUGAUUAGUGCACAGGGCCGGCGAAGGCACCCUGAAAAAGGUCACGUGUCCAUCAACGACGGCGGAAUAGAGUAUAUAUCGAGGGGUCUUUCCAAGCGGGGGCCCGAAGCCGCCGACUUCAAGCUGUACCUGCAGGAUCCCAGUCUAUGGCCGGUCUCGAAACGCCGUCCCAACCAUUGGACGCUCUUUUAUGAGUCCACAAGCUACAGUUUCAAAAAGGAGCUAGUCAAACGCUUGAUAUCCAGCAUCACUCGCGAGCUUUGUCUGGAAAAAGUCCACUUCUCACUAUCUGCCUUGGGUUUCCUCUUCAACACUCUGGAUGAGGCUCAAUUCCAGUCUGAGCUUGAGUUCUGUCUUGCCCAUAAUGCCUCCAUCUUUAUUCUCGACGAGGAAGUUACAGAACACCCCGAUCAAUUUAACAUGCGCAGAAAGCGGUUUGGCUGGUUCUCCGUACUGUACGCUUUGCUAGCCCUUGCUUUCUACGUGCACCAGGACACAACCGAGCACUACAGAAUGCACCAUCCAGACACCAACUUAGACAGAAGUCAUGCCUGCUAUCUUGCGUCUCUCGAGUGUAUCCACCGCAGUGAUUUCGUCGAAAACCCCAAUCUCCAUGUACUGCAGGCGUUCAGUAUCCUACUAACGACGCUUCAAGGGUUUGGCAACACCGCAGUGGCGUAUUCUCUGCUGAACGAUAUGAUUGACACGGCAUUGAGAAUGGGCAUUCCUAGCGAUGAACAGUCCGUUUCGCGCCGUGUGUGGACCAGCUUGGUCAUUGUGGAUGCCCUUGAAGUGUACGGCCGGUCCAGCAUCAUCACUUCCGAUCUGUGCUUGGAUUCCAUUGACCCCCAGUUCACCUCUUCGUCCUUCCAGCAAACACUCGCGCGCAUCGCACUGAUAAGAAAACGCUGCUCGUCCGUGGGCCAUGCCGAUGCUAAGCAGACGCUUUUGGCGGCCAACUCCGAGCUAAUCGAUCUUCUCACGGCAACCAAAGCUCUUCUGGAUGUGCAAGACCUCCAAAGACCACCGGACGACCCCUACUGGGUACGUCGGCAUGUUAUACUGGACACUCUGUACGCGCAAAUCGCGCAUAUCAACCAAUCGCUAGCGAGCUACACCAGCAAGGAUGAGUGGAUGCUGAAGUACCGAUCCACCUGUGUGUGCUACUCUCUACUGACGCUCGAGCUAUUCAUGUCUCAAGUGACGCUCCAGCAUUACCGAAUCUGGUCUCUUGUUCAUCACGUUUUGACCUCAUCGGUUUUUCUAAUAGUUGAUGUUCUUAUGAACAUCCAGCUGCAGCAGAACGAUCAGCGUGUCAUUUUGGUGGUCGAAUGCCUCAAGUUCAUAGAUAAUCUGGGCUACGACCAUUUGGAGGAUAGAGGAAGUGGGCUCAUCAACGAACUACUAGCAUGCAUUACCUGCACUACCCCUGAAGGUGUGGUGACGUUUCAGAACAUGAGCCACGACGAGAUUCUGCGCUAUGUGCGAGAAUCAGGACGAGACCUUGGUGUCAGUGGAAAUUCGGUGGUGAGCUUCAGAGACGGGCUACAGCGCGCGUCGGAAGAUGAGAUCGAGUCAUGGGCCGAGUCGCUGUUCCAGUGGACCGAGUUCAUUGACUGGCUGAACACAUACUGA